Messenger RNA from Drosophila elegans, 1863 nucleotides. RefSeq lists its product as uncharacterized. The transcript has a single exon. The record is from RefSeq and is a predicted model, not a curated record. The coding region runs from base 548 to 1720 and encodes 390 amino acids. NCBI's taxonomy places the organism in Eukaryota, Metazoa, Arthropoda, Insecta, Diptera, Drosophilidae.
GAGUCUGCUCAAGGGAUGCUGAAAAAUUGGGGAAUAAGACCUAAAAAGUAUUUUUAAAUUAUUGUCAGUGGUUUCAUCUAGGGAUUGACCAAAUCAAAGCCAAUGAUAGUAAGCUUUCAAUAGGUUGUAAAAUUGUUGUUACGUAAAGUAACUAUUAAUUACUUAACUUUAAAAAGUCAGCAGAAAAAUGAUUGUUUUCUUAUGUUAUACUUGUUGAAAGAGAUUGGUUACUAAAACUGUUUGCUUGCUUUAAAUUUAAAUUAAAAUAUUAUUAGUCUGAUUGGAAAAUAUUUAGAAGAAUAAUACCAUUUUUGAAAAUUAAAACUCAGAUCGUGUGAAGAAGUUUCAUAAAUGAGUGGUUCUUUCUGAAAUGCCUUGAUUAAUUAUUUAUAUCAUGUUUUUUUAUUAUGAUUUUUUUAAAGUUUUUUUUUAGUAUUAUUAUAUAUGUUAUUUUAAACUAUAUUGAGCUAUAAGUUUCCGUCAAGCUUACCUGUUUUAAUGUGUCAAAAAUGUUGUCGCCUGUCGACAGCUUCUCUGAAAAUGAGAAAUGUGUCAACGUGAAGCACGAGGUGCAGCUUUCAUCGCCUCCCUUGCAGCCAUUGCCGCCAUAUCCAGUGUCGCCUGGGCCCAAACCCCGCCACAGCAGCGGCUGCCGCCGGAUUACGUUAAGGGAAUACUCAGCCUGAAGAGCAGUCUGCUGGCCAACAAGCAGUCCAAUUCAGGAAUCAGAUUCGGCAUGAGGUAUACGCCACAAUUGGAGACUAAAGAGCAUACCGAAGGUCUGCAGCAGGAGAUUCAGGUUGAGCAUGUCGCCAAUCUGAGGCAUUCUCCACCAGCUCACAGAUCCCUUGUUCACUCCCAGAUGCCGCAGCUCCAGUUGAAUCGAUAUAGCCAGGAGUUUCCUGCGCCCCACCUCUUCCAGCCGCCUUUUCUUCCUCUGUCAACAAGGCAGGAGUCACCACAACUGGAGGCACAGGACUCACAGGAUUCACCACCCACUGCCGAGCAACUGGAGAUGCUGCAACAGUUGUCCGACUUUUUUGGCCAGCGGCAGCAGCUGCAACAACAGGUGCAACAACAGGGGCAAUCGGCGGACGAUGCUCAGGAUAAAAGUGUGGAAAAAGAACUGUGCGAUGCUGAGCCGACAGCAGAUGGUUGUGAAACCACAAACGAGCCCGACAAAACUGAGGAGGAAGAUUCGGUUUCCGUGGAUGUGAAGAACAAGCCGGUGGAGGAGACCACCACAGCUCAGCCGAAACCUACUGUGGUCCCCAAAACAAAGGCAACCAAGCCGAGUAUCGCCAAGUCCACAACUCAUAAGCCUAGGACGACUCGUUCUACCAAAUCUACAACAAAAAAGCUGCCCUGUUGCACUAAGCCGCUGAAGCAAUCCCUUGCAAAGGCUCCCAAUUUCAUUAGUUUUUCGCUGAAUAUUGAAAACGAUAAUACCGAGGAGGCAAAGUCCUUGCAACCACAACAUCGUACUGGUAGGCACGUGAUUAAGCCUGAUUUGCGUAUAAAUGCCAUUACCAACUUACUGAGAUAUCGCAGUAAACGAGCUCAGGGUGCAGCUCCAUAUCCCAAGCCCUUUACGCAGUUAAAGGAUCAAAAACUGGAUUCACAAAUUCGACAGAAACGAAGAAGGGAUAAGAUACUGGACAAAAAGCAACUCCUACAGGCUGAGCUCAAAAUAUGGCCCAUUAGCAUACGAUCGAGUUGAAAAUAAUUAUAUUUUUUAAAAAUUUAAUUAAAUAAAUAUUUUUGAGAAGGGGGAUUUGCAAGUAAGCUUAGAACUUUAGAGAACCUCCUUUUCAUUGGUUUUUCCACAGUUUUUCUCUUAGGUGCAACACGUUUUGUAAGACC